Molecule: messenger RNA, 852 nt
Organism: Hirsutella rhossiliensis
Lineage: Eukaryota; Fungi; Ascomycota; Sordariomycetes; Hypocreales; Ophiocordycipitaceae
Product: dienelactone hydrolase family domain-containing protein
Exons: 6
Coding region: 1-852 (283 amino acids)
Molecular function (GO): hydrolase activity
Source: RefSeq, a predicted model, not a curated record
AUGUUGGUCAAAGAGGAACACGUCGACGUUGCCUUGUCGGCCAACGGCAAAGACAGCAGCAUGCGACUCUUUCUCUUCCACCCGACCAUUCCCGGCUAUCCCAACGCUCGUUUUCCCGGUGUCUGCCUCUUCAGCGAAAUCUACCAAGUCACCGGCCCCGUCGCCCGCUUCGCCCGCCAGAUCGCCGGCCACGGCUACAUCGUCGCCGCCCCGUCCUCGUACCACGACUUUGUCGGCCCCGAGCCUCUCAGCUACGAUGCCGCCGACACGGAUCGCGGCAACAAGUUCAAGGUUGAAAAGACUCUGGAGUCUUACGACGCAGACUCCCGCGCCACCAUCCACCACCUCCUCUCCUUGCCCACCUGCACCGGGGCUAUCGGAGCAACCGGCAUGUGUCUCGGCGGACACCUCGCCGUCCGCGCCGCCCUCGACGCCCGCAUCAGCGCCUGUCUCUCAUACUUCGCCACCGACAUCCACUCCCGCACCCUCGGCCCUCACUCCUCCCCCAACACCUCCGCCACCCCACCUCCCGGCUCCGUCCACACCCUGGAUCUCUUCCCCAAGCUCAGCGGCGAGGUGGCCAUGAUAUUCGGCAUCAAAGACACCCACGUCCCUGACGCCGGCCGGGACCUCAUCCGUGCCAAGCUCCGCGACGCCCGUGUCGUCUUUAGCUUUCACGAGUUUGCCUGGGCUCAGCACGCAUUCAUCAGGGACGAGCUCAGCAAGGGACGCUACGACCCGGCCGUCACAAAGGUCUGCUUCGAGGUACUGCUGGAGUUGUUUGGGCGUGUACUCAAGACCGACCUGGGUCCCAAGGACGGUACCGUCGCGCCCCCUGAACAUGUUUGCUGA